AUGGAUAUAGAUGAACAACAACACUUAAAAUCAACAAAUGAAAUUGUUAAAUUUGUACUUAAUUCAAAUUCAUCAUCAUUAACUACUACAAAUUCUAAUCCUAUCCAAGUUGAAAUUCAAAUGCCUAUACAUGUUCAAAAAGUGUAUAUGUAUGAAGCAGAAACUCAAACAUCAUUAUCAUCAUCAUCAUCAUCAUCCAAUGAACAAUCAGAUCUAUUAAGUAAAGAAGCAGGUGAUGAAGCUCGUUUAACAGGUUCAACUAAACAUGGUUUAUUAUCAUUAGAUGAAUAUCAAAUAAUACGUACAGGUGAAGAACAUUGUUUAAAAAAAUAUUUUUCUGAUGAUGAUAUAAGUUUAUCUGAUGAUGAUGAAGAAAUAACAGUAGAAAAACAAAUGGAACAGAUGACUUUAGAUCAACAAAAAGAUAGAACAACAGUUUUGAUUGAAAAUUUAAAUAAUAAUGCGUCAACAAAUCUAUCUACAUCACAUUCGAAUCUAUCAAAUACUUUCUUACUUGAUGAUACAACACAUUUAUCAGCAACAUUAGCUCAAUCAACAUCAUCACAUAUAUCUCAUAGUAGAUAUUUACAAACUUUUAAAAAAGAAAAUAAUGAUGAUGAUGAUGAUAAUUUAUCUUCUAUUCGUUUGUUUGUUCGUCAAGCAAUAAAUUCAUGUCGUGAAAAUUUAACAUUAGUUAAUCAUUUACUUGAAAAUAUUCCAUCAUCAAAUUGUAUAUUAAAACGAAAAAUUCAUCGAACAAAUUGUAUUCUAAAUCUACCAAAUACAAUUAAAGGUCUUCAAUACUAUCCAUCAACUAGUGUUCAAACUGAAUAA
This is a messenger RNA of Adineta steineri, 834 nucleotides long. NCBI's taxonomy places the organism in Eukaryota, Metazoa, Rotifera, Eurotatoria, Adinetida, Adinetidae. The record is from the annotation of a GenBank genome assembly.